Molecule: messenger RNA, 2526 nt
Organism: Scheffersomyces amazonensis
Lineage: Eukaryota; Fungi; Ascomycota; Pichiomycetes; Serinales; Debaryomycetaceae
Exons: 2
Coding region: 385-2526 (713 amino acids)
Cellular component (GO): cytoplasm
Molecular function (GO): protein binding
Source: RefSeq, a predicted model, not a curated record
UUAAUAAUAAUAAUAAAAUAAUAAUAAUAAUCAAUCAGAAAGCCAAUAUCUGGUUGAGCAUCUUCAAAUAUAGGUGAAUAAGGGAAUAGCUAGCUGUGGUAUAUCAUAGACGACUUCUAACCAAUUGAUUGCCCUUGACACAUUAGUGUGGCUUCCUCUCCUUAGUUAGUUCGUAACAACAAAUAAAUUCAUCAUCAUCAUCAUCAUCAUCAUUACUCAUUCAUUCAUUCAUUCCUUUAAUUCCUUUAAUUCUUUUAUAAAACUAAAGUAACAGCUCAUAUCACUAUCCAUUAUCAAUAGACAAUCCUUAAAUAUCAUUAUUAACCUUUAUUUAUUAUUAUAUAAUAUCAAACUUCUAUUCAUUAAUAUAUUAUAGAAAUAACAAUGGGGACAUUUAAUUAUAAUGAUAAUUCUAUUGAAGGUGAUGUCUAUAUACAGAGAUUAGCUACCUAUAUUCGAAGAAAUGAAGAAGCAUUGGCUAAUGGUCUACUAUGUUUUUCAAAAAAUAAGAAUUCUAAUUUAAAAGUUAAACCAUUACGACUUAAUUUUACUAUUCAUCAUUUGUAUUAUAUUACAGAAAGAAUUGAGAAUUCAAAUUUAGGAGUUGACGUUGGUCCAUUAAAUGUUAAAUUAGAUAAUCCAAAUCAUGAACCAACUUUUAUUUCUUUUAUGGCUAAUAAUGCUCGAUCAUCAAAACAUUUUGAUAGUGAUACUCGAUCAAUUUCUUCCAUAAAUUCUAUGAAAUCAAUUGUUUCUAGCGCUUCUGUUUAUUGGCGUUCAUUUGCAUUUAGUAAAGAUCCAAAAAUUAUUAAUAAAGAUAUCAAAUAUUUGUAUUCAUCAUUUACUAAAAUACCUUGUUUGAUAUUAACUCCUAAAACUAAAAUAAAUAGCAUUAGUUCUUAUGAAGAAUAUCCAUGUGAUACAUCAGUUCCAGUAAAAAUGUUUAAAAAUUUACAAGUUCUUGAAAUAGUUGAUUAUGAACCUAAUGAAAUAUUCGGUUGGCAUAUUCUCAGUGAACAAUUAAGAAUAUUAAUUGUAAAAAAUUCUAAAAUUGCAACUAUUGAAGAAAUCUUAUUUAAUUUAGUAAUUGAUGAUGAUUUAGGUAGAAGUAGUUUUAGUACUCAUAAACCAGCAACAAGAAAAUAUACUGAUAUAUUUUCAAAUGGUACAUCUACAGCAGAUGAUAGUUUUAGUACUAUUAACGAAGUUAAUGAAUUCCCACCUUUCAAUAAUAAUGCAUUCAGAUAUCCAAAACGUGAAAGAGCAACAACAACAUCUGGUGUUACUGGAAGUGGAGCUGGCUCUAGUUCUUUACCUAAAGAUCUGUUCUUUCAUGACAAUAAUCAAUUUAUUGCAAACAUUAAUGAGACUUUACCACAUUCAAACAAUUUAAGUCGUGAUUAUAUGAAAUUACCUGAUUCAAAAUGGUCAUUUUUGAAACAAUUAACAGUAUGUGAAACUUCAAUAAUCACAAUUCCAUCAUUUAUAUUUAGACCUCUUGGAAAUCUAGUUAAAUUAAAUUUAUCAAAUAAUUUAUUGCAAGAUUUACCUGAUGGAUUAGAUCAAUUGGUAAGUAUAAAAUAUAUUAAUUUCUCCGAUAAUUAUAUUACUAGUUUAAAGAAAUUACCUAGUAAUUUAAAAUAUUUAUCAACUUUAAAUUUCAAUAAUAAUAAAAUUGUUGAUUUACUGGGAUUAGAUUCUCUUUAUACUUUAGAAAAGAUUGAUCUAAGAAGAAAUGAUUUAGUAGAUUUGAAAAGUUUAAAACCAAUAGUAUUGCAUUUUAUUAAAAAAUCUGGAAAAUUCGAUAAUGUAUAUUUAUCAGGAAACAAAUUACCAAAGACUUAUAGAAGUGAUCUUUUUAAUUUAUUUAAUGGGGUCAAAUAUAAAAAUAAUAUGAAGAUUGAUGAUUCAAGACCAGGAUAUUUUGAGAGUGCCUUGUUAUUGGAUGCUGAAUCCGCUUUUAAGAAUUUAGAGAAGUUUUUCUCGGAUCCAACUGAUUCUGAAUCUACUAAAGGACCCACCACUCCGGCCAAUAAUCAAUUGAAUUCAUCAAACAAAAUAGAAAGAACUGAUGAAGAUCCUAUACCAAAUUCUCAUACACAUGUUCAUGCACAUGUUCGUUCAAGUACUUUAGAUACAUUAUUAGAGCCAUUUACUGGAUUAACCAUCUCAACAGAUACAAGUCGUGAUGAAAAUUCGGAUAUUAAAAAGAGAUUUGAAUUAUCUCAUAAUACUAUAACAACUUCACCAACUAUAAUACAUUCUGAUUCAGCUAGUAUUAAUUCAAUUCAAAAAUCAAGUUCACCAUUAAGUACCAAUAAUAAUCUAACUAAUAAACCUACUGAAAUGGGGAAACCUCUUAAUAUAACUGUUCAUUUAGGUAAUCCAAAUUCUGGCCCUAAUAGUCCAUCAACAAUAAAGAAAUCAUCAACAUUAGCUCAAUUAGAUAUAGAAAGUUCAACAGCAAAUACAACUGCACCUAGUAUAGUUACACCAGUUCAAGUUACUGCAAGAAUGAGUACUUGA